GUGUAGCGCUCGGCCUGUUCCACGGACUGUAACCGUAUUCGCGGGGGGAGCGGAGCAGCUUGGUGUCUCGGGUCGUGUCGCGUUGGAGGGUUUUUGCAUGUAAACAAAACAGACCGAGAAACGCUUGAUAGCUCAACGUUAGCUGUCCCAGUCGUUUUUAGACGUGUUUUAUGUAGAUGCGCGCGCACUGGCACGACCACACAACACACAUCUCCAUCAAAUGUCAUAAGUUAUUGAACUCUUUAGUUAAUUAAUGGCCUGACGAAAUUAUGCGAGGCUACGGCAUGCUAAGCUAAUUUCUGCUAAGAUAUGAUAUAUACACAGGCCUUGCACUGAAGUUGAACUUCUAAACGGACUUUAUAACUUGUUACAUUCGCGCGAGGCCCGCACUUCCAGGGCCGUUUUGGAUGAGGAAGUGAACUCAACACAGACAACCCAGGAUAAAGGAACCCAUUUGAUGGGCAAAUCCUCUUUCCUGAACUCCUGGGGCAAAAUCUGAGCAGCGAUCAUGGACGAACAGGAGGUUUUGAACUCGAUCAUGCAGGACCUGGCUGAACUGCAGCGCUCCAGCCGGUCAGCCAUGCCUGAUCUGGGAAAACCUAAAGCCUCAUCCCCCAAGAACCAGAAUGAUGUUCGGGUGAAGUUCGAGUACCGAGGAGAGAAGAGGAUUCUGCAGUUUCCUCGACCUCUCAGGCUGGACGAUCUGAGUGCCAAAGCUAAAGUGGCGUUUGGUCAGACGAUGGACCUGCACUACACCAAUAAUGAGCUGAUCAUUCCUUUGAGCACACAAGAUGAUCUGGAUAAGGCUGUUGAGCUGCUGGAUCGCUCUGUUCACAUGAAGAGUCUUAAGAUACUGCUGGUGCUUCCAGCAUCUUCUCAGAACUCUCUCUCCGGUAUGAAUAUGUUGCUGACUCACGAGCAUCUGGACAACACGGACAGGAAGAACAUGCUGGCCCUGAUAGGAUCUCAGUCAACAGAUCGCAGCUCUCCUCCUCCAGGCUACAUCCCUGAUGCUCUGCAGCAGGUGGCCAGAAACGGCUCAUUCACCAGCAUCAACAGCGAGGGAGAGUUCAUACCUGAGAGCAUGGACCAGAUGCUGGAUCCACUGUCCAUGAGCAGUCCUGAGAAUUCAGCAUCAGGCAGCUGUCCUUCACUGGAUAGCCCUCUCGACAGUGAUACCUAUCCUAAAUCGCGCAUGCCUAGAGCUCAAAGUUACCCAGACAACCAUCAGGACUUUCCGGAAUGUGACAUUCCAGUAUUUGAGAAGUCAGGGAAAGGUGGGACGUAUCCACGGAGGUACCCCAUUCCCUUUGGUCUGCAGGACUAUAGUGACGGUCGUAAGACAUUUCCACGAGCACGGCGAACACAGGGACACGGUUUCCGCUCACCCAUGAGCUUCAGUCCGACAGACCAGAGCCCGAGCACCAGCAGUGGCAGCAGCAUUUUUUCGCCUGAACUGGAAGAGCCAGGUCGUCGUCGUCGUGGUAGCGACAUCGAACCCAACCCUAGCACCAACCCAACACUCUCUGUCAUGGACAUCAGCCCGCCCAGUCGCUCUCCUCGUGCCCCCACAAACUGGCGCCUGGGAAAGCUGCUGGGUCAGGGAGGUUUUGGUCGGGUCUUCCUCUGUUACGAUGCUGACACGGGCAGAGAACUCGCCGUCAAACAGGUCCAGUUCGACCCAGACAGCCCAGAGACCAGCAAGGAGGUGAGCGCAUUGGAGUGUGAGAUCCAGCUCCUGAAAAAUCUUUUUCAUGAACGCAUAGUCCAGUACUAUGGCUGCCUGCGGGAUACACACGAAAGAACUCUUUCCAUCUUCAUGGAGUACAUGCCUGGGGGGUCAAUUAAAGACCAACUCAAGUCUUACGGCGCACUGACAGAAAAUGUCACGCGUAAAUACACACGACAGAUCUUGGAAGGAGUGUGUUACCUGCACAGCAACAUGAUUGUACACAGAGACAUUAAAGGUGCGAACAUCCUGAGAGAUUCAGCCGGGAAUGUGAAGCUAGGCGACUUCGGGGCAAGUCGUCGGCUACAGACUAUCUGUCUGUCAGGAACGGGUAUAAAAUCAGUGACGGGAACGCCAUAUUGGAUGAGUCCAGAGGUCAUUAGUGGAGAGGGCUAUGGAAGGAAAGCUGAUAUAUGGAGUGUCGGCUGCACCGUAGUCGAAAUGCUCACCCAGCGUCCUCCUUGGGCGGAGUUCGAGGCGAUGGCGGCCAUCUUCAAAAUCGCAACCCAACCAACCAACCCUACACUCCCAGCUCAUGUGUCUGACCACUGCCGUGACUUCCUUAAACGCAUUUUUGUGGAAACAAAACAACGGCCAGCUGCUGAGGACUUAUUACGGCAUUUGUUCGUUCACUAACCCCGUCCUGCCCUCAAUCACUGAAUGAUUAGGGACAACCCUAAGUGUCUGCCCUUUUCUACACUUCGCCCAGCCUGCUGUAAAGCUCUCCCAUUGGCCCAGAGAGAAUGGGGGAUAUGGCUUAGCAGACAGGGGCUUAACACCUCUGUUGGUGGAGGAUAGCAUUUGGGAGCAGCUUGAUUCUGUAUGAAAACAUUGCACCUUAAUUUCACUCAGGGGUAAGUACCCCUAAAGACUAAAGGAGUUUUGUUAUUGUAGAUUUUUCUUACUUAUGAGUUAUGCGAAUUUGGACUAGGAGACUAAGCUCCGGGGAGUCUCGUCAGCUUCUAGGCUCAUGGGAUGAAUCUGAGAGGCUAUCUCAUUCCAACACGACCCAGAAUGUACUGUCAAGCCCAGGAGAGGGCUGGUGUGCCAUCAAGCUGCUAAAAAAAAAACAAAAAACAGGCAAAUCUAUGGAAAAAAAAUCAGACCACAGGGUGUUGGGACUCCAGCGUUACUCCUCUAAGUUCUCAUUCUCUUGCACAGUUAGUACAGACCACAGACACACUCUCACUUUCAUCAAUAUCUAUACUGUAGAUUUUUUCACUCACUAUGCUGUACAAAUGUUAGUUUUUGCUGUAUCUCCGUCUCGCUCUCUCUGUGUUCACAGUUUAUCAGACAGUGCCACUAUUUUUGAGCUGUAGGGUCAGGCAGGAUUGUGACUCGGUUAUUUCGCUCACAAUCGAUGUUGCUUUUUCUUUGUGCCUUUUAGGUUUGUGGAAACAGUUUUGUGAGUCUGUGCUCUCACGCCAAGUGUGAUCGUUCAGCUUCAGACCUUUAGACGUCUUCUCCUCCUCUUAUUCACUGCUUCAUUAACAAACUGACUCCAGGUCAGUUCCUUAAGCACUCCUUUGCCUUCCCGUGACGCAGUGCCGUAAUCUUCAGUGUAAGCUGAGGUCUUUUUGAAAGACGUUCGUUCGUAAAAGCCAAAAACCCAGAGCACACACACUGGGGUUGGUGCCUAGUGACUAGUAUCAUGUCUUUAAAGGAAAAAUGCACACUGAAUGACUUGCAUAUUAACAUAUGUGAUGUGUUUUAGGGUGGACUUUUCCUUUAACAGCAGUAUGAAUGUUAUUUAUUUGAAAUUGGUGAUUGACUGAAUACACAAAAGGCUCGUUUAGAUUACAAUUCAUCUAUAUGCAUUUUUUUAAUGCCAUGUCUUUUGAAGCCAGCAGAAUUCUAUAGUAUUAUUUUUAUUCCUUUUUUUUUUCUUUUCUUUUUUUACAGUACCAUACAAUAUGAAGAAAAAAUAUAAAAUUUGAUUUCAGUGUUUUUGUUCAUUAUAAACAGACCUCAGAACGGCCAUCGUGAAUUCAAGUUCUCAUUAAUGCUCCACAGUACUUGACCAUUAUAUAUUUUUUUUUAACUGAAACUGACCUCACUAUCCCACGAAAGUCUUGAGAAAGGUUUUUUUUUUUUAUUUUUUAUUAAAUUCUAAAGCUUGUUAAACCUUAUUAAUCCAUUACACACACUUGCACACACUACUGCAGCACGCUUAGCGUCUUCGCCUUGCCUUUUGUUUGCAGAUGUGUAAAUCAACGUUUUGUCACAGCAGUUGUUUUGGUACAUCAGUGCCUAGGUUUCAGCCAUUUACUUGACUUUCUCUUCUCUACCUUUUUCUCUUCAUGUCCUGGGUCUCGGCAAAGCUCUUUGGAACAAACCAGAGUUUGUUUAAACCAUUUACAAUGCCGCUGAAUUUUCCUAAUGAGCUCAGCCUUUUAACAAAGUACGAAAUCAAAUGAAUGUAAUGAAGUGAUGUUUUGCCUGUAGGCCCUGACUGAUCUGAACUGAGCUCCCCAUGCACGGGAAACCUGUGGCCAUGUUUACAUGCAGACAUUUCCACUAAUCCACACAAAUUCUUAUCUAUUUACCUUAAAGUCAGCGAUCUGGUAUAUCUCCAUUUACAUGUAUGUUACAUGUAAUCUCAUCCAAAUUUCUUCUCAUCACAAUUAUAAUGAGAAGUUUAGUUUAGUGAAGAUUUUAGUUACAGUGGAACCUCGGCAUAUUGAAUGCCCUCACCUACGAAUUUCCGCCUUAAGAAUUGAAUUUUUUCAAGAUAUUUGCAUCAGCAUACGAAGCAUUUUCGGCGUACGAACGAACUAAGUUGCGUCUAUGUCUGGGAGCUGUUCUUCCAUCAGUGGAAAGCCAAGCGAAACGAGUUUAUGAAUUUUAUGAAAGCUGUUUUGAAAGAGUCAACCCAUGGUGCCAACGUUGCCUUCAGCAUACGUUCAAAAGCUAGGUGAUUUUUCAGCCGUUUUUUGUUGACCGAUUGCUGGCUUGGGUGAUCUGUUCUAUUUUUAGCCCAAACUUGGUGGCACGAAUUCCUGUGAGGACCCUUGGAAGUUGGUGAUAUUUUUGGGUGGCUGGAACAGAUUAUUUUCGCCUUAAGAACCCAGAAGGAAUUAGAUUCGUAUGCCAAGCUUCCAUUGUAUGGUAAUGUUUGCACCUGAACAUGGCUCUUGAUCGAGUGUCCAUUUCUCCCUCACAUACCGCUGUGAUGAACAAAACCUUGGACGUGAAUUCGCACAUUAGGUAUUUUGGUUUUAAGAGUUAUUUAACUUUUAUUACAUCCUCAAGCUGAAUCUGAUGGGUUGCAUAAAAAGCUGCUGCUGUUAUUUUGGUCACACGUUUUUAUUCUUGCCGAAAGGAAAUAGCGGUGAAUUGAUGGUACGUGUUCGCUCGCCGAUCUAUCAGUAGUGCUUCAUUGAAUAUAAAGCAGUACUGUAGGGUAUCACCUCAAAUCAGUUAGCUUAUAUGGAUUAGCACUAGGCUGCUAGGGUUGUUUUUUGUGUGUGAAGGCUAUUUUAAUAAAUUUGAAAGCUCUGCUUUAAGGAGUUUGGGAUUUUCCAUCGGCGCUGUACGGUGUGGAUCAUUAACGCUGCCGUGUAGAUGGGGGCGGUAUUGACAAGAACCACAGGAAAAGUAAAAAAGCCUCUAAGCUGGUGCUUCACAAAGCCUCUGGAGAGCCGUUAAUAAUUGAGAUGCAACUGUUUCACUCCAAAAUGAUGUUUACAGUUUUUUGUACUCCAGAUUCUUCAGUUUACCGUUAGAGACUCGGAGCCUGUUCGGUCGUUCGAAUUCAUUACAGUAAUCACUUCGACACCCUCUGUCAGGUUAAUGCAAGGUCAGGUGCAAUCCAGACCCCUCCCCUUUUCCUCCUCCACACUCUUCCCACUUUCCAGACCGGUACGUCGGGGUUCCCUGAGCCAAGAGCACUUUUUUUUUUAAUAGCUAUAUUGCGUUCCAUGUCGUGCUUAGCUUUAGCCAUAUAUCUCAAAGUCAAAAGGUCAGAAUUGGAAAGUACUCCUGGUUUAAGAUGCUAUUGAAACACAGUUUUUUUUUUUUUGUCUUGACCUGAAACGGAAAGAAAGCAUUAUUCAGUGUCUGCUAGCGUACUCGGUGUGCAGGCGUUUGUACCGUAUGUACGAUCGUACAAUCGUCUGUCCUUUUGAUGUUGAAAUUUUUGCACAUUUUUGAGACCAUGAUUUGUACACUGAUUUUAAUACUUUUGCCAGUGAAUGUUUGGCACAUCGUGUGCAUGUGUGUGUGUGGAAGAGUGUGAGUAAGAUUUUGAUUGUAUGUCGAUACAGGGAACAGUAGGAUUCUCUGACACGGUGUGGUAGGAAGAGCCGAGCUCGUGCAGGAAUGUACCGGUGGCACUGUUCGUGUGUUUGCGUGUACGUCUGCAUCAUUGUGUGACUUGUUACGAUGCAGCCUGCAGGAUUUGACAAGCCAGCGCCAUCUUCCGAUUUCAACACUUCCUAACAAACUCAUUCCUAAUCAGCUUCACGUAACUAACAGGACAGGCUUUCAAAAUAAAGUUCGUUGUGCCACUGCUGCCACUCCUGAAUGCACUUUUUGUAUGGGUGUGUGUAUGUUGUGUGUCUGUAUGUUGUGAAUGUGUGUGUGUCAGACCUUUUUUCUGAUUCGAGUAUUGCCAGUGCAAAGAGCACUGUGCUCAAUGCCUUGCGCUUUUGACUACACAAAUGAAAAGGAAAAAAAAAUGUAACCAAAAGGGGGGAAAACCCAACCAAAAUAUAUAUAAAAAUGAAUAAAUAAAAAAAAAAAGAAAGAUUUUCUUUUUUUUCUUCUUCUUUUUUUUUUUUUUUGACAGAGUUCACUUAUCUGACUCGAAAAUCUCUUGUCUGCUUUGUCUAUGGUACGAGAAAGCCAUGUUUAUAAUUCAAUUUGGUUUGUGACCAAUACGCCUGUUUAUAUCAAAAUCUGUAUAUCAGUGCUACGCAUAAGUUUUUUUUUUAUAUAUAUAAAUAUAUAUAAAAAUAUAUUUUAUUUUUUUUCCUUUCCUUUUUUUUUUUUAAAAAAAAAAAACAAAACUCAAGAUUAUAUGCAUGAUAGGCAUUUGAAUGGCCCCAUGAGGUUGUUUGACCUGCUAUGAAAGCAGAGCUGAUUGGACAAUUUGCUGGACAUCAUGAGAUUUGCCUGUAAACGGCUGGCACUUUGUAUAGUGUUGCUAAUAAUGAUGAAAAUAAUAAUAAAAAAAAAUAUUUAUUUCA
Molecule: messenger RNA, 6918 nt
Organism: Hemibagrus wyckioides
Lineage: Eukaryota; Metazoa; Chordata; Actinopteri; Siluriformes; Bagridae
Gene: map3k2
Product: mitogen-activated protein kinase kinase kinase 2
Exons: 17
Coding region: 509-2365 (618 amino acids)
Biological process (GO): protein phosphorylation
Molecular function (GO): protein kinase activity; protein binding; ATP binding
Source: RefSeq, a predicted model, not a curated record